Molecule: messenger RNA, 1032 nt
Organism: Drepanopeziza brunnea f. sp. 'multigermtubi' MB_m1
Lineage: Eukaryota; Fungi; Ascomycota; Leotiomycetes; Helotiales; Drepanopezizaceae
Biological process (GO): cytoplasmic translational initiation
Cellular component (GO): cytoplasm; eukaryotic translation initiation factor 3 complex, eIF3m
Molecular function (GO): protein binding; RNA binding; translation initiation factor activity
Source: RefSeq, a predicted model, not a curated record
AUGAGACCCAUUCUACUACAAGGACAUGAGCGGGCUCUCACCCAAAUCAGAUAUAACAGAGACGGCGAUAUCAUCUUCUCGACCGCGAAGGAUCAGCACAUCUGCGCCUGGUUUUCCCACAAUGGAGAGCGUCUCGGAACGUACCACGGCCACCAAGGAGCCAUCUGGACCGUCGACUGCGACCCGACAAGCACCGUGAUCGCCAGUGGCGCCGCGGAUAACACGGUGAGGCUAUGGGAUAUCAGAACGAGCAAGUGUCUCAAAACAUGGAACUUUAAUACCGCCAUCAAGAGGGUCGAGUUCAACGAGGAUGGUUCAAAACUGCUGGCCGUCACCGAAGAGCGCAUGGGUCACCUGGGCACGAUCGUCGUUCUGGAUAUCAAGCUUGAUGUCGAGGCUGAGCAGUCGGAUGAGAAGUCCCUGGUAAUCACCUGCGACGAGAGCAAGGCUACGGUGGCAGGAUGGAGCUACAUGUCCAAGUACAUCAUUGCAGGCCACUGGGAUGGAUCUGUGUCGCAGUACGACGCGAAGUCCGGGGAACAACUGUUCAACAGUCAAGUGCACGCCCUUGCGCAGGGCGAAGAAGAUACCCAUGUGACUGAUCUCCAAUGGUCUUCCGAUCGCACCUACUGCAUCACCGCGUCGAAGGACAAGACGGCGAAGCUCAUUAAUGCAUCUGACCUCGAAGUCAUGAAGACCUACGCCACCGACACUCCCUUGAACAGUGCUGCCAUGACCCCCAACAAGGAAUUUGUUAUACUCGGGGGUGGACAAGACGCUAUGAAUGUCACACAAACCAGCUCGAGACAGGGUAAAUUUGAAGCCAGAUUCUACCACAAGAUCUUUGAGGAGGAGAUUGGCAGAGUCCGUGGGCACUUUGGACCCUUGAACACUGUUGCAGCUGAUCCAACCGGAAGGGGAUAUGCCAGUGGAAGUGAGGAUGGCUACGUUCGAGUUCACCAUUUCGACAAAGGCUACUUCGACUUUACAUUCGAGGUCGAGAGACAAGCUAAGGCAGCUGGGCAGCUGUGA